CUCCCUCCUCUCUUCUCCUGCUGCCACCAUAUCGGCCGUCAGGGAGCGAGGACGGCAGCGGGAAGAAGGGAUUUAGGACUAGUUUUUUCCUCUUUAAAACAAGAAGAGUCCUAAAAUGUUGAAGUUUCGAUCGACGUGUGUCCUCCUAGCCUGUUCCUCGAUCAGCUGCUGUUCAUGAGACUGGAGGAGUCUGUGUUUAAUCAGCCGACUUGCUCCGACACGGGAAAAAUGUAUCCGACUUUUCUUGGACGCAAUUUUGUCGCAAACAAAGAAAACCCUUCGAGAAAAUAGUACACGAGCACAACAGGACUGCAGGUUCAGGUGCCCCCACCUCAUGGAGAAGGUAGGCAAGGUGUGGAGCAACCUGAAGAGGGGAUGUCAGUCUCUGCUCCACCAAGAUGGAAGUUCCCGUGGAGAAACUCAACCACAGACACAUGCAUUUUGCCCGAGUCUGGACCAGACCCAGGGAGAGAGCACAUCGGAACUAGCCAGUCCUUCGAACAUCCUGUCGGCACACCCUGUAGUGUCCCGUAGGGUUAAUGGCAGUGUGGUACAUCGGGGACAUAACUGCGUGGCAGAUGUGCCUCAGAUACUGGAGAUCACAGUAGAGCAGGACACUGAAGAUGGGUGCGCUCCGCUUGGUGCCCGCAGAGACUCCUAUUCACGUCAUGCGCCUUGGAGUGGCAAGAAGAGGCACUCAUGCUCCACCAAGGCACAGAGUUCCCUAGAGACCACAGACCGACGGAGCGGCCGCUCUCGGCGGAGACACCUAACAAACGGCAGCAGGGAUGAACCCGACCCAGGAGUACCACGCUCACUGCGCCAGCAACUCCAUGAAACCAUGGGCCUAUGCCUCCCUCUGCGCCUGUCAUCCCGUGGCACCCACUCACGUUUACCCAAGCGCAAGAUCCAGAUCACUGAGCUAAUGCUGGAAACGUGCCCCUUUCCUUCUGGCUCUGAUCUUGCUCGUAAAUGGCACCUCAUCAAGCAGCAUACGGCCCCUGUUACAGCUACAGCAGUGGACUGCUCCACGGAUUCCCCUAAAGCUGCUCGCGCAUCUCCGGAGGAUGAGGAGGAACGUCUACGCGAGCGACGAAGGCUCAGUAUAGAAGAGGGAGUGGAUCCACCACCUGAUGCUCAGAUACACACCAUAGAGGCUAUAACAGCUCCACUGGCUACAGUCUACAAGCUGGGACCUAAAUUAGCUCCUGGGAUGGGAGAGACCUUGGGUGAGAGUCGGGGAGCCACAGCAGCCGACUGUGACUCUGAAGAUGAUGACACCACCACCCUUUGUUUGCAGGCUCGCCGUCCCAAGCAGCGGCAUAAUUCAGCAGAGGGCCUCCUUGGCAGCAAGCAGCCAGGGCCCUGGAAAGUGCACACACAGAUCGACUACAUCCACUGCUUAGUGCCAGACCUGAUGCAGAUCACAGCUCUGCCCUGCUACUGGGGUGUAAUGGACCGCUACGAGGCUGAGGCACUGCUUGAUGGCCGGCCUGAAGGCACUUUUCUGUUGCGUGACUCUGCCCAGGAGGACUACCUGUUUUCUGUUAGUUUUCGCCGUUACGGUCGCUCGUUGCAUGCACGUAUUGAACAGUGGAACCACAACUUCAGCUUUGAUGCCCACGACCCCUGUGUGUUCCAUGCCGCCACAGUCACGGCUCUGCUGGAGCACUACAAGGACCCCAGCGCCUGCAUGUUUUUCGAGCCUCUGCUCACCUUGCCCCUUCACCGGACUUUUCCUUUUGGCCUGCAGAGCCUGGCUCGGGCCGUUAUCUGCCGUGGGACCACCUACGACGGCAUUGCAGCGCUACCUUUACCCCCUGCGCUGCAAGACUACCUCAGGGAGUAUCAUUAUAAGCAGAGGGUGCGGGUGCGCUGGCUGGAGCGAGAGCUGCUCAAGGCCCAGUGAAACAGCACUACUCCUAAUAAACUAAGAAAGGGGUUUUGGUGUGGGAGGGGGUUACACUGUGUACCAAGCAACAGGGGAUAUGGAUGCUCUGACUGAAGAGUAGUCCAUUCAGCACUUUGCAGGAAAAGUUUGGAGGAAAUGUUCUUUUUGUAGGAAAAGGCUUUUGAGGUGAAGGGCAGUCAGUGCAGGAGAGGUACAAAGGGGCCUGAACCUGAAACCCACUAUAUAAGCUUCUGGGUUUAUUUUUGUUUGUUUAUUAUUAAUCAAAACAAAUACAUAUACAGCUAAAGCAGCCUACAGUAGACACACAAAUUUGGACUGAUACAGUGGGGGCCUUUUACCGUCCCACCCCAUAUCUCUCAGCAUCUUUUUUUUUUGCAUUGCUUUGAAGAAGAGGAGCCUGCUUCUAAAAUAAAUGCACUCACACCUCUAUUCUCUCACUGCUUAAGUACAUGCUUUUACUCUUUUCACUACUUUUAUUCUUUUUCAUAUACUAACCUACAUUUGUGCAGCCCUUCACCUCCACACUUAAAAAUACAUUGGAAAUAAUUAAAGACACAUUUUAAGGUCGUAUCAUGGACAGUUUUGGCAAGAUGGUGUGCCAUGGGCAGAGCUGUGAUCAAGUCAUGUUUACCUAUAAAUCUUUGCAUUCAUGGUGCUCUGUUGGUGGUCCCACAUUUACAUUCUGUGCUUGCCCUGUCAGGAAGAGUUGAUCAGACAUUGCAGGGCAGGAAACAGACUUUGGAUCUAUAGUAUUCACAGACAGCAAGAGUUGAAAGUCUGUGAAGGAAGGACCUGGUUUAGUACUUUGUGUCCAGACUGCUGUUAUAGAAGGUUUGACAGAAGGUCUCUGACAUUCUGCUUCUUUUCACUUCCAAGAAGUGAUGAUGAUGAUGAUGAUGACGACGACGAUGAUGAUGCAUAAUGUGGCUACAGUGUCAAUUGUGUUAAGUGAUGCGAGUGUGCCUGGUUUUCUAAAGACAUAGUCACUCUGUGUGAAAGUUCCAUUGCUAUCAAUAUGUUUUGUAAUCAUUAAUUCCUACCACUAAUUGCACAGAAAGUGGUGAUAAUUGUAAUUCUGUUUUUGUUUGUUUGUUUGUUUGUUUUUUAUUGUGAAAUGGACUGUCAGUGCCGAGGGAGAAGGAGCGUGUUAAAGGGCACUUAAACUCAACUGUGCUUAUGUUAGUGGGAGCAGCAGAGGCAAUAUAUAAUCCUGCAACACUGGGACCAUUGUUAAGCAUAAACACAUUUAUAUAUUGAUAGACACAAAUACACACAGACUCUAUAAGCUCACCUUGUCUGAUCCACAUUGCACUAGAGGCCUACAUCUUGGUGAUCUUGUCAGUCCUAUUGCAUGGAAUUACACUGCAGUUUCAGAUUUCUACUAUAUGAUAGUUCUCAUAGUCUCAGAGGUCCAGUUCAGCUCCUAAAUGCAAGUGCAAGUCAGACAGUCCUAUGCUAAUGCUUUAAUUUAAUUGAUUUAAACUUAUAGAUUCAGAAUUUAGGGUGCUUAUCACACCUGUAUUCUUUCCCCACAGCCUAAAAAAUUUGAUGAUUCCUCAAGCAGUCUGCCUACAUAGAUCCAUAACUGUCAAUUAUUCUACUUUACACAAAUACCAUGUUCAAUAUGAACGCCGUUUCUUCCUAAUGGUUGAAAUACAGUUUUAGCAUAUCAAUAUUUUUGGUUACAGCACGACACAUCAGCAAAGAGAAUGAUGGGGAGUGGAUUGACUUCCUUGGGAAUCGUUUGUGGGUGUAUUUUUUUUAUUUUAAUUUUUUUACACGUUCUCCCUAUGUGCUGUGAAGGAUCAGGUAGAUCUAGUAGCCUGGAAUUGCCCGGCUAAGUUCAGACUCCUGGCACUGAGGCAGUGUAAAAUCGUCUCUACCUGCUCCUGAUGCACAACACUGCCCUCCGUCAACCGUGAUCAAGACGUCUUCCCGUAUUAUCGCGUACAAUGGGAGGUUUCCAUUCGCAUAGGACUAGUCAAGUCCCAUGUGUCAAAUGAGUUUUUUGGUCUGACGAUUGGCAUACUUGUGAGAUUCCCUGAUUCAUGCUGCCUCAGCUGGAAUGGUGGCAGUGGGGCAGGCCACGGGCUCACCUGAGAACAAUGGGGGCUUUUGAGAGGGCUGGUUGUCCCACUCAGGGCCUGCCUGUAAAGGUGUGUCAUGCUUGGCAUGUCUCCAAGGGUGCUCUCGGUAACUUGAUACGUGUGUACAUUUCAGGGCACUAGUUGACGGUGAAGUUGGGUAAGGGGUUAUGGAGUUUGGUGGGGUGUUGGCGCCAUGGUGUGCCUCCAUUCUCUCCCUCCCUAGUUUUAUUAGAGAAAUGUACAGGAUAAAAAGUAUAUUGAUACAGAUUUUUAAAUAUUUUUAAUAUUAGCAGUUGUAACAAAAUUACUUAGUGGUGAGGUGAUGGAAGGGAAAAUUCUCCAUUUGAAAUGGGGAUUGUCCAGUUCACGUGUAGGAAAAAAAAAGAGAGAAAUUGAGUAAACUGGUACAAUGUGUCAUAAAUGUGUAUGAUAUAAAUCUAUUAAAGUGACCAAAGCUUUUGGUUUUGACUGUAGCAGAUCCAAAUCAAUCCGUUGACAAGAGAAGUGAUAGGCUUACUGCAUCUUCCUCUCUGAGUAAGUACAGUUAAUAUUUACAGGUUAAACAUUUCAAAGAUACGGAGGACCCUGUUUUGAGACCCCGAAAGGUACUCUCAUGGGUUUUCUGUAGUAUGAUAUGCAAAAGUGCCUUUCUCUUCUUCAAACUACCAUGUUAGCUCUGGAGAUAUUUAAUUUCAGAUAUGACAACAGAAAAUCUGAGGUAUUGACAACUUGCAACUAAAGAAAAGCUCAGUGUCCCACUACAUAGUCAAAAAGUAUGUGUAUGUUUGAAAGUUUUAGAAUUGGAUAGCGAGUGUGUGUGCGCAUGUAUGUGUGUGAAAAGGGGACUAAAGGCUAUACGGAUGGUUUAGGGAGAAAAAACAGCUUGCAUCCCACCAGGUUCUAUACUAGGCUAGACUUUUUUUUCUCUAAUGGUCAUCCUGCACCUGCUCACUGUUUAAUGGUACAGUGUUUAUAGUUUCAGGCCGUCUGGUGUCUGACUCCAUGCCUUCCUGCAUAGAACAAGAGAAGCUGCAUGGAGAGGUCUGCAUUCUCUCUCUGUCCACCGAGAGACUUACAGUGAGAUGAAAAAGACCCGGAUGUUGGCGCUGAUAUUUAGAGGCCGGUUGUUUACUUGAUUCUGAAUUUUAUGUGAUCAGAGGUAGCAUUUUUGAAUUAAAAUAAGAGUUUAGUCUUAUUGCCCCAAGCAUGUGGGUAAAGUAGCCACGAUAAAAGAGAAUUCUUUGACUUGAUAACACCUCAGUUUUAUCCUUAAGAGGAGACGUGGCAAGCCAUUUCAUGAAUAAUCUUGCACACUUAUUAUAGGAGAAAUUGUUUCCUGUUCAAUGUUAUCUGGCAUGUUUCUGUACAUAGUAUAGGAAGGUUGAGUGUAGUAAUGCUUACCAAGUGAAUUAAACGAAUGACUGGUCGUCUGAGUGACUUAUAUUUGAGUUAUUUACAUUGAAAGAAAUAUAAGUCCUUUAUUGCAAGGCAACGGAUCUUUGAACAUCAUGAAUACAACUCGUCACUUUAAUGCUGUAUAUGCACAUUUAGUUGAGGGGAAUAAGGGGUGAGUAAUGAAGGUGGGGGUGUGGCCUGGGUGCCAUGGUAACAGCACUUGACAAUGAUUGGAAGUGAUACAGAUGACACUUUUUCCUGCCCAGUGUCUGCCACCACCUUAUUGAUUUGACUGCAAAAGCAAAAAAAAAACAAAAAGCCCCUCAAUGCAUUUGUUCAUUGACCCUUCAUGAACUCUCCGGAGUCACAGGUAACUCUUUCUCACCAUCUUUGUCAGUUUUAAUUUUGUUUUUGUUUUGUUUUUGUUUUUUACACUGCCAAAGGAUUGUACUGUACAGUGUAAUCACUCACUCAUUUCUUUGUCAUUGUCUUCUCUCUGUCUUUAGCUGUUUUACUCUCUUUCUCACGCUCUGCGUCUAUCUAUCUUAUGUACAGUUAAUGAACCCUGCUUCUUGGCUAUGUUACUAAGUUGCUCUGUUGUAUUAUUUUGUUUGACUUCGGUUACAGUAUGCUGUUCGGGGGCAGAGGGGGCACCAAGUCUUCCUCUCCCACCAGUAGCUGUCACUCGUGGUGCUCUUGGCUUAUGCUUCAUUGUCUUAAUAUUAAAAAAAAAAUAAAACGGUUAUACAUAUGUCAA
This is a messenger RNA of Hemibagrus wyckioides, 6151 nucleotides long. It is a transcript of the gene socs5a, whose product is annotated as suppressor of cytokine signaling 5a. Gene Ontology annotation, molecular function: 1-phosphatidylinositol-3-kinase regulator activity. The record is from RefSeq and is a predicted model, not a curated record. NCBI's taxonomy places the organism in Eukaryota, Metazoa, Chordata, Actinopteri, Siluriformes, Bagridae. The coding region runs from base 335 to 1909 and encodes 524 amino acids. The transcript is spliced from 2 exons. Gene Ontology annotation, biological process: phosphatidylinositol phosphate biosynthetic process; intracellular signal transduction. Gene Ontology annotation, cellular component: phosphatidylinositol 3-kinase complex.